Paracoccidioides brasiliensis Pb18 is the source of this 2298-nucleotide messenger RNA. RefSeq lists its product as uncharacterized. The record is from RefSeq and is a predicted model, not a curated record. The transcript has 6 exons. The coding region runs from base 1 to 2298 and encodes 765 amino acids.
AUGGCGCGUCAUUCUCGCCCGGCUGGGCCUGACAAUGAAGGGAGCAAAAGCCAGAGCAAUGUUAUCUCCGUCCUGGAUGCCAUAGCGGCCCUGGAGGUCAGCUAUUCAGACAGCGGGUAUGAAAGCAGCGCUGCCAGCGAGGAUGAAGAUGACGACGAGGGUCAACUUCCCGCCGAACACUAUCUCGCCCUGGCUGAGAGUCUUGAUAUCACCCAGCUUCGACAGAAGCGCAGGUAUUGUCGGCACAUCAAGGCUAACGCGGCGAAGAAAUGGAGCGAGAUCUCAGACUCAGACCAGACUGUUCGCUUCCUGUAUUCAUUCCUUAGUUGGCGAUGCGAUAUCCGCCAUGGCAAGGACAACCGUCACUGUCCGGGCAUCAAACGCAAGAGCUCAUUGGAGACAUUUUGGAAGUGGUGGCACCUUGUCCUCAAACAGGAGACAGCGUCCGGACUCAGCAAAGAUACGAUUGUCAAGGUGGAAGAUGCACAGGUGGCCAAGGAGAAGGAGCUGGAGCUCGUGGGGCGGCCAAAGAAGAACAUGUACAUUGAAGAUGUUGCUGAGUUCGCCCGUGUCGUCCUCACCACCACAGAGAUGACAUUUGUCUGUGGCUGGCAGCGCAUUCAAUUUCUGUUGUUCCUGCAGCUUGCAGCCAUCAUCGCCAGCCGUCCGUCGGCGCUCCUCCACCUUCGGUAUCGAGACAUCGUCCUAACCCUGAUCCGAGACCCCGACGGUGGACGCCCCUGGCUGUUCAUAUACUUAAAGCCAGAAUUUACAAAAAGAUUCCUGGGAGAUAAGGCGCCGAACGAGUUUAAAAUUCCCGAGAUCAUCUUUGAUCCAACUCUGGUUCUCAGUCCGCAUGUCACCUUGCUGACUAUGCUCUUUCAUAUCAAAGGCUUCAAGUCAAUUUCGACCACUGGGCCGGUGUUGGAUUCGGCAGAAAAACUCUACAGUGUCAACGUGCUGGAGGGAAAGGGAGAGCAGCGGCUACUACUACAGGAUGAAUUUCUGGAUAAGUUUGUGUUUUGCCAGACAGAGCCAACGCCCACUGGAUUUCAAAUUUGCUUGGACUGGAUGUUGACUGCAGCCGUGGUAAGAUCCCGCAUGCGUAGGGCUGGUGAGAUCACAGGCUUUGAGGAGGUCGCCCACCCGCACAAUCUCCGAUAUGCUGGAGCUAAGGCUUUUAACAACAGCGCAGAGGAAGUUUCGGAGGCUCUCCAGAACGUCAUGCUCCAGCACGCGGAUAUCCGCACCUUUGUCAAACAUUACCAGGUGGAUGUCGACGUCGACGUCCAGGGCAUCGUCCGGAAAACAGGCUCCCAAACAGCGUUGGUGCGAUUUGCCUGCUCAAUGAGUGCGUCAAUCGACCCCAACCGGCCGUAUAAGCUCUCUCCUGAAGAAUCGCGAUCCCUCAAUAACCUCCCAAUUGUCCUUGCCCGGCAGGAUACGGUCAAGAAGCGCAAGCAGGAGUUGGAGGAUCGCGAAGCUGAGCUGGAACGUGUCAACAAGGUGUGCAAGACUGCUUUUGGGCACCUUGACGACAAAGCGCUCGCCGAGUCCCACCCUGAGGUGCUGGAGAAACUGGAACUUUUCCGCGAUCGGGCAGCAGAAGCGGGUCAGAGCACCGCCGGGCUGUGCAACGAGCAGCCUGUGAUUGACCUUGAACGACAACUGGCCGGGAAGCUGGUGGAUACCAAAGUCAUGGACACCUUUGGGCAGGGAGGCUUCAUGCCUCCUGAGCACCUGGUGUUUGUGGACCGCGUGCUGGCCAUGCCGGGCACCACCCUUGAAGCAGAAUACCAGAGGCGAAUCAACACAAUCAACGCAGGGGUUGCAUUCUGUGGUGUGGAAGAAGGACGACCGUCGCGCCGGUCCACCCAGUCCCACGGACGGCCGGUGCCUGAUGAUGAUGAUGAUGAUGACAUCUCCCCUCCAACCAAGCGGCAGCGGCGCUUGACAGAGGACGAUACCGAAACUGUUUUGCGCAAAGCAAUGGACUCCGUGCGGAUUGACCCACGAAUGGACUCACAAAAAGAGCAGCGGCCUCGGGUCUGCUUUCUCUGCGUUGGGAAUCCUAAUUGCUCGCUCAAGGACCGGAUCAAGGAAUACGCAACGCCCGGAUCACUCACGAGGCAUUUCCUUCGAAGGCACGUGAACCCUCCAUGGCCUGCUAACGGGAUUGAGUGCAAUGUUUGUGAGAGGGAGGUGCUCCCGGCCAAAUCUUCUCUUUUGAACCACGCAGAGACUGCCCAUGGAACUGUUGUGCGGGGCCGCAUUCAGGAGACACUAGCAUUUCAAUAA